AUUUUGUAUUGAUGGAAAACAAAUUCUCUAUACCACUGUGUUGUCUUUAAGACUCUGGAUGUGGGAAGAAACCAUAUGGGAAAAACAAAUCUUUGGGCAGUCCAAGCAAAGGUCUCCUGACCUAGCAGCCAAAACUGCCCCAUACUCCUGCCAUGUACCCCAGCCCUCUCAUCUACUGCACCUGCUGGGACCCUUGGAACUUGGGACCACGGAAGCUAAUCAAGACCCCUCAGCCACCAAGAAAGACCUCCACAGGGAAGCCCAAGCCAACUCUUCUUUCUCCAGCUUCAGAAAACCAAAAUUAUAUCCAACCAACAACAAAACCUACUGUCUUCCCAAGAGUGAAAACCCAUUUAGGAAAACAAGAGGAGAGCAAUAAUUUCCCUUAUGAAGUAAUCAACGUGUCACCUGGCUAUCGCCUGUUUCGGAAUAGGGAGCAAAUUUCUGUCACCUUGGGAGAUGAGAUGUUUGAUAGAAAAAAGCAUUUGAAAUCAGAGACUAUGGACAAAGUCAAAACUUCCAGGACUGAUAUCAUUACUGACCUAGAAGAGCAGAUCUCAGAGCUGACGAUGUUAAUAGAGCAAAUGAACAGAGACCACCAGUCUGCCGAAAAAUUGCUCUCUGAUGAAAUGGAUCUCCGCUGUGCUGAAAUGAAGCAGAACUUUGAAAACAAGAACAGGGAGCUCAAAGAGGCUCAUGCAGCAGAACUCAAGGAGUUGGAGAACAACUACAAAGCAAUCUUAAAGGCAGAGAAGUUGGCUGCCCAGGAAAAACUAGAGGAGAUGGGAAAGGAACACAAGUAUUUGAAGACUAUGUUUCUUAUGUAUCAGGACAGCAUUUAUGAUGAGCUAGAAGAUAAGUGGUCAAGGAAGAAAGCAGAAUGGGAGAAGGAUGAGAAGUUGGAGCGCGAAAAGAUCCUGCUACAGCAAAAAAAUAAGAUGACAAAAAAGUUUGAGUUAGAGUCAGAGGAAGAAAGGAAGAAAAUAAAUGACUCAUACAGUGCUGUCCUUGAGAACUGCAAUCGAGAGAAAGAGGAACUCUUGAAACAACAUGAAAAUGAUACCUUGCGAUUAGAGGAGCUUAAAAAGACCAAAGAGAUCAUAGAGGAAGAGUUGCAUGCACAAGUUAUUAUCCUAGAAUCACUUAACACAACCCUCUACCAAACCCAGAUGGAACUCCAGAGAGAGAAAGCUGUGGUGGGAAAUCUGGAGAAAACACUCCAGUCCAAGCUUGCCGAAUCUGAAGAGAAGUUUAAACACACCAUACAGCUCCUGACAGAAGAAAACAUUAAUCUGAGGCAACAGAUAAUUGCCAAGAAUGAAGAAAUUUAUGAAGAAGGAUUUGGAAGAUCAACCUGUAUUACUAUUUAUGAAGAUGAUUCUGACACUGUAGAAGAUAGUAGCAGCAAAAGACAAGAAUUAUGA
Molecule: messenger RNA, 1424 nt
Organism: Pteronotus mesoamericanus
Lineage: Eukaryota; Metazoa; Chordata; Mammalia; Chiroptera; Mormoopidae
Gene: FLACC1
Product: flagellum associated containing coiled-coil domains 1
Exons: 15
Coding region: 153-1424 (423 amino acids)
Cellular component (GO): cytoplasm
Source: RefSeq, a predicted model, not a curated record